Molecule: messenger RNA, 843 nt
Organism: Rhizophagus irregularis DAOM 181602=DAOM 197198
Lineage: Eukaryota; Fungi; Glomeromycota; Glomeromycetes; Glomerales; Glomeraceae
Source: RefSeq, a predicted model, not a curated record
CUUCGUAGUUCGUAUCAAUAAAAUAAAAAAAUACAUAACCAUUAAAAAAAAAAUGCCAAAAUGGUCAUUAAGUUCUGACUUUUCUUUUAACCAUAAUCCUUCUUCAGUGUGGUCUUACGGCUCAAAGCCUGCUGGCUAUCACGUAACCGGAAUGUUCAGCUUAUUUACACACUUAGAUCUGGAUCCAUAUAAACAUGAAGUAGUCGCCUGGUUUGGGAAGGAUUCCAGUUGGGGACCUCACGCUCUAGGUGUUUAUUAUAACACAAAACCAACAAAUGUUUCCUUAGGCUCUGAUACAGAAUUUAUUGCUAACGGUGUGGCCAUGCAUCCAGACUACAAUGGUAGUUUCUCUGUGGUGAGAUUCGCUGCACCAAAGGAUGGAAAUUAUGUCCUAGACGUAAUUUUUACACAUAUUGAAAAUUGUGCACAACAUUCUGGAGUUUAUAUAAUAUAUAAUAACGUAACGCUUUGGGAAAUAGACCUAAACGGUCCCAAUGAUUCAAAAUCGUUCAAAACAAUUGAUAGUGGGAUUCCUAUAAGAGCAAAUGAGCAUAUCGAUUUCAUUAUAGGCGUAGGUCUAGAUAAUAGUUUCGUUUGCGAUAUGACUCUUGCUCAAUUGGAUAUUCAUUUGUUAGAAAAUCAAACAGAAUUUCCCAUAAUUGCUGGAUCAAUCGGAUUCGGAUUUAUACUAGGUAUUAUUAUUAGUGCUAUUUUGUUUCAUAUCUAUUACCGAUAUCGUGAGAAUAGACGAAAUGUUAAUGUCGGUUAUCAGGCUAUCAACUAAGUGCGAAUUGCGAGUUUAAGAUGAUUUCUUUUCUAUUUAUUUUAUCUUUUAAAAAAUUA